GGGAAACAGGCGCUGCGAGGCAGCCCCGCCAGACGCAGGACCGCGGCCCUGCAGCGCCGCUUGGCUCCGGACGCGGUGGGCCAAAAUGUCGACGAAGAAUUUCCGAGUCAGCGACGGGGACUGGAUCUGCCCGGACAAGAAGUGUGGAAAUGUUAAUUUUGCUAGAAGAACCAGCUGUAACAGAUGUGGUCGAGAAAAAACAACUGAAGCCAAAAUGAUGAAAGCGGGAGGGACUGAAAUUGGGAAGACGCUUGCUGAAAAGAGCCGUGGCCUGUUCAGUGCAAAUGAUUGGCAAUGUAAAACUUGUGGCAAUGUGAACUGGGCCAGGAGAUCAGAGUGUAAUAUGUGUAAUACUCCAAAGUAUGCAAAACUGGAGGAAAGGACAGGAUAUGGAGGAGGUUUUAAUGAAAGAGAGAAUGUUGAGUAUAUAGAACGUGAAGAAUCAGAUGGGGAGUAUGAUGAGUUUGGUCGCAAAAAGAAAAAAUACAGAGGGAAGCCAGUUGGGCCUGCAUCUAUCCUGAAAGAAGUAGAAGAUAAAGAAUCUGAAGGGGAAGAAGAGGAGGAUGAGGAUGAAGAUCUUUCCAAGUAUAAAUUGGAUGAGGAUGAGGAUGAAGAUGAGGCUGAUCUCUCAAAGUAUAAUCUUGAUGCCAGUGAGGAAGAAGAUGCUAAUAAGAAAAAGAAAUCCAACAGGCGCAGUCGCUCUAAAUCUCGAUCUUCCCACUCACAAUCUUCAUCGCGCUCAUCCUCACACUCAAGCUCAAGGUCUAGGUCAAGGUCCCAUUCAAGAAGCUCUUCGAGUUCCAGAUCAAGAUCUCGUUCCACUUCCAGAGAACAUUCUAGAUCUCGUGGGUCGAAAUCAAGAUCCAGCUCCAGGUCCCAUAGGGGGUCUUCAACCCCAAGAAAAAGAUCUUACUCAAGCUCUCGUUCAUCAUCUUCCCCUGAGAGAGGCAAGAAGCGGAGUCGCUCUAGAUCUUCUUCGCCCGGUGAUCGCAAAAAAAGACGUUCGAGAUCACGGUCACCCGAAAGACGCCGCAGGUCGUCAUCUGGAUCUUCCCAUUCUGGUUCCCGUACAAGUUCUAAAAAGAAAUAAUGCAUUAAAGUUCACAUUUAAAAAAAAAAAAAUCCAGUCCAGUGCAUGAGGCAUAUUUUUAAGAAGUUGGUGUCUUAUUUGGUCAGAAGUGCUAAAUCUGCUAGUAGAAAUGCAUGUUUGUCCUUGCUUUCUGGGAAGCUUUGUUCAUUCAUUAAACAAAAAGUAAGGUAGCAUUUUAAGCCAUAAAUUUCCCAAAGUAGGUGUGUACUUUUCAUUAUUCCAUUUAUCUCCUCAGAUGUUGCAUAUUUGUAUUGUUAAACAAUGUAUAAUUGGGCCCACAUAUUUUAGUACUACCACAUGGUUGGUUUGUUUUUUAAUUUUUAGGGCUCCAACCCAUUACAUUAUUUACCAUUCCCUGAGCUGUGAAUGGAGACAGGUUGAUCUGCUUAGUCCCACCCUCCAAAAGAAAGCUGCCUGCACAUAACAGCUCCUGAGCUUCUUUGAUGCACUUUUGCUAGAACCAGAGGAAAUUACUACAAUUCUAAGGCUAAAGUAUCCCAUAGGGGGAGGUUUUAGGCUAGGCUUCCAAUUCUUCUGUAUUUAAACAAAAGUUGUGAUGAAUGGCAAUUCUCUCACUCACAUUUAGUGCAGACGUCCGAUUCCCGCACCCAGUAUUAGGUUCUGUAAUGGGUAAGUGAGACUUCCACUCUCCCAGCUUGAAGGCUUUUGGGAUCAUUAAGCACUCUCUUCUCCAUAGCUGAGGUCUCUAUGGAGAUUUAGCCUAUUUGAUCCUGUCUUAGCCAAGGAGAAGCCUGUUUUCUGCAGUAGGUUGCUGGAUGCAAUUUAAUUUCCAUAUGUAUGAAGUCUGUGAUCCUCUCUUAGAAAGGGGACAGUCUUGUAUGGACUUGUAAUGCUGAAAUCAACAUUAUGUAGCUACUUUUGAAGUGUUGGGGGACUUUAUGAAACUAGUUUCUUUGGAGUUACAGUACAGGGUUGAAGCCUCUGCACGCCACCAGUCAAAGAUUAAUUUGGGCUGGAGAGAGAUUUUUUUCCACAGUAAAUUUUACUUGUGGUAGAUAAACUGCAUAAGAAGUUCUCCGGAAAUACAGAUAAAUCUGUGCUUCUAAAUAAAUGUGAUCAAAGAUCAUCACUGUUCCCCUAAACUUUAUAAAAUUUAUGGCUUAAAAUGCUUUAUGAAAUUUGUUUUAUUAGCAGUAUCAGAUUAAAGCCUGGUCACUCUUGAGCUCCGUUUGGUUAAGAAAGAUUUGUUAAGUUAUCUUCAGUGGCGUCACAAGGUAAGUAUGUUAAGGGAAAAUAAUGUUUUUUAAAACAAAAAAGCAAUAUAUCUGUAAUUAUUUGAGUAGUAAAACUUUCAACAUCUUUGAUAAGUUGCUUUUGUAAAACGAACUUCACAAGACAAACGGAGCAAAAUUACAUUCUGCUUUUCUUUUUUUUAAAUGACUUUUUAAGUUCCUUUUGGACUGAUUUGACAGAGCAAAAUGUUUUUGUUGUAGAAAUAUUUUGAUAAUCUUUUUGCAGAAAAAAUUGCCCUGCAACAACUUCUUUAUCGCUUUCUUUUAUAUCUGAUUUCCUUGCUAAAUGUAGUUUAGAUUGCACAAGAACAGUUAGUUUCUCUUAACUGUGCCUCUGACUUCAGGAAAGUCUACCUACUAAAUUGUAAAAAUUAGAUCUAUUAGAAGCUAUAUGUUACCUUUUGGUUUAUUCUUGUGCUUUGUAUUAAAAUUGUUGCUGUACUUAGAGAAAAGUUUUUAAAUUUUAGCAAAUGGUAGGCUACAGAUAACUGAGGAAAAUUAUGGUAUCAUUUGGCUUAGAUAAAAUGUACUAGGUCAUUUAAUGAAGAAAUGAUUCUGCAGACAAAUGUAAAUAAAGCCUGUGAGUCAAUUAUA
Gopherus evgoodei (Goodes thornscrub tortoise) is the source of this 2937-nucleotide messenger RNA. It is a transcript of the gene ZRANB2, whose product is annotated as zinc finger RANBP2-type containing 2. Gene Ontology annotation, molecular function: lipopolysaccharide binding; RNA binding. The transcript is spliced from 10 exons. NCBI's taxonomy places the organism in Eukaryota, Metazoa, Chordata, Testudines, Testudinidae. The record is from RefSeq and is a predicted model, not a curated record. Gene Ontology annotation, biological process: RNA processing. Bases 86 to 1090 code for a protein of 334 amino acids.